UGAAUUUGUUUGUGUUCAAAACCGGUAUAAACAUUGUUUUAACAGAAUUUAGUUAAAAUAUAACACGAUGUUAACGUGUCGAAUUUGCUUAACAACUAAAGAAAGUGAUAAUAUAACCGAUUCAUCGUGCUAUUCCAGACUUUUCAUUCAAAUUUUGGCUUUAAAAAACUUCAAUGAAACACUAUUCCUUUGUAUGUGGUGUAAAGCCACAUUAAGAAGAACUAUGGCUCUCCUGAAUUUAGCUUCGAAAUCACAAGAAAUAUUACAGACUCAGAUUGCUCCCAAUUAUCCUGUAAAACAAAAAAGCAUACAUACAUUAAAUACCAUACAAAAUUUUUGUAUAGACAUACCACCCAAGGAAGGUAUGACAAAAAAACAAAAAGAGACAGACAUAGAAGAAUAUGAAAUAGCAAUAUAUUCAUCUAAAGAUACUAAACAAGCUAAAAUAAAUAAUGACACACAAUUCGAAUUUCACGAAAUAACUGACAAUUAUACGAAAGAUUCCAUAUUUGAAAAUGAUUUGACAUUGACAGCUACGAAGAUUGAAGUAACGGACAAUUCGAAAGAUUCCAUAUUUGAAAAUGAUUUGACAUUGACAGUUGCACAGAAUAAAAAUAAAAAACAAGAUGUAGAUUAUAAAGAAUAUAAUUUUGAAACUAUAUUUUUGGACAUAAACGAGCAAUUAAAAGAGGUUGAAUUGAAAAAGGCGAAAUGUAAGGAUUUUGAAUUUGCUUGUGAAGAGUGUGGUUUGGGAUUUUUGACUAAAGAUGUGUUGGAUGAUCAUAAAGUUAGGCAUACUAAGCUAUCAGGCCCCUACAAAUGUGUACUCUGUGCCCUACACUUUAAGUCUCAAGAUGUACUAACCCAACAUAGAUUGUCACACAGACGGAGAUUCAAGUGUCUACGGUGCUCAUAUAUGUGCAAACGUUGGGCCCAAUGUUUGUCGCAUAGGACCAAGUGUGGCGGGAUUGUCGAACCAACCAUUUGUAGGGAAUGCUCUAAAAUAUUCAACAACGAACAUUCUCUGAAAAUCCACAUGAAACUACAUAAGACUGAGAGGAAAUACUGCUGUGCUGAAUGUGGCAAGAAAUUCAUGAGUAAACACCAUUUGAAAGUGCAUAUCAGAUCACACUCCGGUAUAAAGCCAUUCUCCUGCUUGCAAUGUUCACGCUCGUUCUCAACAAGAUCGAACCUGCGUGCCCACAGUGCGGUGCACACACAGGACCCACUGCACUACUGCGUAGAAUGCCACAUUUACUAUAAGUCUGAGAAGAGUUUGAAACGACAUUUUAAAGUGUCGGCGAAACAUGCGACUGUGGGGAAUAAAUUAUAUCCAUGUAAGGAGUGCACAAAAGAGUUUUCGACUGAAAAGUUACUGAAUUCUCACAUCAAUUCACGACAUGAUACAGAAUACAAGUGUCCACAGUGUGAUAAGACAUUCUCAAAUAAUUCCAACUUGAAGAAACAUAUCAAAUGUAUUCAUAUAACAAAAUAAUUAAUAUUUUAAUUGUGAACUUUUACAAAUAAAUUAAUGAAUAAGUAUCUAAAAGAAAUAAGUA
This is a messenger RNA of Spodoptera frugiperda (fall armyworm), 1559 nucleotides long. RefSeq names its product zinc finger protein 160. Gene Ontology annotation, cellular component: nucleus. Gene Ontology annotation, biological process: regulation of transcription by RNA polymerase II. The transcript is spliced from 8 exons. Bases 68 to 1495 code for a protein of 475 amino acids. Lineage: Eukaryota; Metazoa; Arthropoda; Insecta; Lepidoptera; Noctuidae. Gene Ontology annotation, molecular function: DNA-binding transcription activator activity, RNA polymerase II-specific; RNA polymerase II cis-regulatory region sequence-specific DNA binding. The record is from RefSeq and is a predicted model, not a curated record.